ACGUGAUGAGCCAAUCACAGUGCGUAUAGCCAUUCCCAUACACUGGGACAUUCUCUGCCUGGACGUCCAUUGAAAUGCAUUACAGAAAGUCAGUUUGUUGGGUUUUAUGAGCUUUUUCUGAGAUUUGAAGUUUAAAAAUGGUCAAACGGUGUGCAUGGGGUACAUGCAACUCUGACACAAGGUAUCCUGAGAGGCUGGGCGACCAGGUGUAUUUUUACACUUUAAACCACAUCUCAAGCGAGAAAAGUGUCUCCUUUGGAUAAAGUUGUGUGGUAACGUUAGACCACAACAUCAACUCAACGUGAAUAAGAUUAACAAUGAUGUCUACAUCUGUUCUAAGGUAAGUCAACAUCGUGUUUGAGGCAACAUAUUGUCACUUUGCUGGAAAGAAAUAUAAAGUUAUCUUUAACAUCUCUAGCUAACGUUAGCUAAAGUUAGCCUAACGUUAGCUCCUAGCUGCGUUGUUCAUCAUGUCACCUUGUUUGCUGGGAGUUCAUUAGCCUAUUUUGUUCUAGUUUUGUACUUUGGUGAUCGUACAUCAUUGUUAGCUGUUGUCCAAAGGGCUCUAGUUAAGCUAACGUUAACUUCUGGAGCUUAGCUUCAUUAACUUAUCUGUAAUGGCAGAGAUAACAAAGGUUGGCAAACGUUAUGCUGAAUGAUUCAGUGUAAAUACUGUAGCACCAAACUAACGGAGAGACACUCUUGGUAAAGAUGGUAAAAAGGCCGUUAUCCUUUUCUCAUAUUCUGAGCCAAAAACCUUAACUUCAGUGGCACUUUAACUUGUUGUCUUUGAUGGUGACGGCAACCAGAUGCGGUUCACAAGCGUACACUGUGACCUGUAAAUGUUGGCUUGUAAUUUAAGCUUUUCAUCGACCUUCUCAACAAUAAAAUGAUGAAUAUAUCCCUCCAAUGCGUAGUUUAGGCCCUUUUGGUUACUUGUCAAUGACAUCUGAUCGUUAUGUCCCCAAAAAUCAUCAGUUGCCUCCUGUGAAAUGCCGUGUACUGUGACACCUGCCAUAGCGCCGGUCACUGAAUGUUGAUAGUUUGUCCGAGUGAGUGGAGGGGGCGUGGCUUAGCCAUAGGUCAAUUAACCUGCAUGUCUUUGGACUGUGGGAGGAAGCUGGAGCACUAGGAGGAAAGCCACGCUGACACGGGGAGAACAUGCAAACCCUGCACAGAAGGGCUCCCCCACCCUGGAGUCCAGACCAGGAACCCUCUUGCUGUGAGGCGAAAAUGCUACUACUGCACCACCGUGCACCGUAUACCAGCCACAAUUCAGACCUGAGCACAGUGACCGUGUUUUUAGCUCCACCUUUUAGUCCCAGAUCUGUGUGCUAGGUACCCCAACAGAGGAGGGACCAAAAAUGGCGAAGGAAUUCCAGAAGACGGAAAGUGAAGUCACACCGUGCAAGGAGGAGUCUCUGCAUGCCCCUUUUCCUGCCAACUAAGGAUGUGUUGGCAACAAGAUAUCGCCCCCGUGUCUCUGUCCUGGGAGAAUGGAUUGCUGCUGCUAGCUCCGCACUGACUGAGCUGUGCUUACUGAAGAGGUUAGCUGGACUUUUUUCAUGUUGCUGGGCCUCCAUCUUAAGUGUGAAGCUAAACUGGAUGUCUAAGGAAACAUGUGGACAGAGAUUUCCUUUCUUUCUUCACAAGACAGGAUAUGAUGAAGUCAAAGAAGCUAUGGCAUUUAAAGGAUGCGUUUAAUUCUCAGUGAUGUCAGUGAGGGCUUUUUACCCCCGGGAGCAGAAGCAGCUAAAUGUGGAGGCAGGGAAGUCUCACAGGGAGGAAGAUGAGGAAAGAGACUGUUUGCAGCAGCUCUCCUGUUGUCCUGCCUGCAACCAGGGGUAUGACAUCAUCCUGUUCCUGCCGUGCUCUCACACCAUGUGCGGUCACUGUGUGGCGGCUGGAGAGGGAGCAAGGUCAGAUCAGUCUAACGUCGGCCCGGUGGUCUGCUCUGUGCUGUGCCCGUGCUGUCGUCAUCCUGUGGAGCUGCCAUGCUGGAUGUGGUCAUCUGCCACUUCCUGUCUCCCAAGACAUCCCACACUGAGUCCUGCAUGUGUCGACAGGGAGACGGGCACCAAGGAGGGAGCAGCUGAAGGCCACACUCAACACGUGCAGGGGGACACACACUGCGGGGAUGCAGUUGACAUGACAACACAGAGCUGUUUACAUGACUCCAGUGCUGCCACUUCCUCAGUAGCACCAGUGGAUGGUGCUGUAGACCUGCGGGAGGAGGAGAUGGAGCAGUCAGUCUUUGGACUAUGUUUUGCUCUGGAUGCUUCAACUGUCCCUCCAUCGCUCCAUCUUUCCAACUCCUCCCUCACCGUCACCUACCAAGGAGAGACCCCUCCUGGCCUGCCUCCAGACAGCAAGGCCAGGAGAUCUUUGACCUCUGACCCCGGGGUCACGCCGGCCCUGCCGCAGGUCUGCGCUGAUGUUGUCAUCACACGAGGACAGUAUUACUGGGAAGUGGAUGUCUGCAACAGCUCAGUCUACAGGAUCGGUGUGAGCUCAUUGGAUGGUUCUGGUGGCUGGUGGCUUGAAAGGCAGGGCUUGUCUUUCUGUGCAGUGUAUGAUGGGAGCCGGGAGCCGCUCUGCACUGUCCCACCUCAGAUCAAAACCCUUGGGGUCUUCCUCAACAUCGGAGGACACGCCCUGAGCUUCCACAACCCUCUGACCCAAGAGCACCUCGUCACGCUUCCAACACGGUUCAACCCUGCUGGAGUUCUCCCGGCUCUGGGCCUGGGCCAGGGUCGACUGAGGCUGCGCUGUGGCCUCCCCCCUCCUCCUCAUGUGUUCCUCAGUAAAGACUCGGCCUACAGGCGACCCUGUGGGGCUGGUGGAGGCCGAUGGCGCAGGGAGAUUCCCUUCCAGUCAGUGAGGAAAGUGAUACAGAAGUUUGAGGAGCUGGCUGUGUCAGACUCAGACUCAGGCCUGGUGUCCAGUUUUGGAUCGUCCUGCUCCACCUUGGCUUCUUUGCCAGAUCUGGGGAAUCCUGGGAUUUUUCCCUGUGGGCAAGCAGGACAGGAAACUGGGGCUGAAUAAGAGACUCUUCAGUGGGAGCAUCAGAAACACGCCCACUGAGUGGUUUGAUCUUUGACUGUCAUUUGAAAGGCUAAUUUUUUUUUAUCUUGAAGGUCUUUUGGUUGCCUCUUUCCACUCUCUGCGUGACCCCAGACCUGCAAUUGACUCUCUCCCCAGGACACAGCCCUUUCUCUCAUCCAAACAACCCCCACUGGUUUGGGAUCAGGCCAGAAGAGUCCUCCGUAAUGUGAAGUGUGAGGAAAGGGUGGGCUUUAAGCAGCGGGACUCCUUGAUUUGUCUCUGUGUGAUGGUUGUCAGACAGUAGGGGUCCUACACUAUUUGUGCACACGUUCCUGAAUGUGUGUAUGCGGGCACAAGCACUACCCCGAGUGUGUGCAUUUGUUCAGUCGCAUUUAUGUGUGUGUGCGAGCAAGAGGGAACAAUGUACGAGCAGCAGGGGGUGAGAUGACGAGGUGUGAGUACAGUGACACCAGUGGUGUUGACACAGAGUGGAGAGGACAGGUGGUAACAUAGGUUUGUCCCGCGGCCUGCCUUCGAUAGGACAGUAAGGCUGCCCUUUGCUGACCCUUUGAAAACCACAGGACUCCCCAAGACUUCAAAAGGCAUGACAGGCAGAAGGAGUACAGAGAGGGAGAAAGAGAAAACAGCAUGCAUGAAUUUAAGACAGCAGGUGAUGACCUGGUUAAAAAGAAAUGGGCAAAGAGAUGGAUUCCCAACAGCUUUCAUGCCAAGAAGCUCUGAAUAGAUCAACAGACUCAGGCCACAACAUCUGAGAGUUUGUUUUAAGGCAGUACUGUGCUGCUACUUUACAUCAGAGGGGAUUAGUAAUGGAGACACAUUAGUUUUCUUGGUGCAUUUAAAGUCCAUUGUGUAGGAUUUAGUGGCAUCUAUCGGCAGAGGUGGUACAUAAUAUUCCAGGCUGUUGUCAUGCAAUGUUUGUACGUUUUCCCACGAAAAGUAAUACACCAAAAUGUGUACGUAUCGGAUGUAAUGAUGAGCCAGUUAUUUGUGCAUAACCCAUGUAUUUUGGAAGUCUGCGAUCAUACAACAAAUGCGCUGACUGAGUGGCCCAGUAAGGAGGCAGAUUGGGGUGGAGGACUGGUCACAAAGCACAGGACUUUUCCCUGGAAGACUGGUGUUCAAAACCAUAUGAACUUUGAUUAAUUUUAAGGUAUAUUAUUACCAUGUUGCUUUUCCUUAACCUAACCAGUAACCUUACUUGCCCAAACCUAACCUCUGUAAAUUUACCUACAUUGCGUAACUUCACAUUGAGGAUAUAGCGUCAUUCGUUGUCAACAGACAAAGAGCACCAGCUCUAGUUAGGGCCAUUCGCAUUUUCACAUUUUAGCCUUGGCCACCAUGGUUCUCCUGCAUGCUUGGCACAUGGGUGAAGUUUCAUUUCUGAAAUCUCACCACUAGAUGUCACUAAAUCCAACACGUUCUGGUCCCAAGUUGUUGCAUAUUGCCACUUUGUCACUGGACUUUCACGUCCAGAUAUUAUGCACUAGGUCAACACAGUCUCAUUUCGAAGUCGUUGAAUACCGCCACUUGGUCCGUGACUUCUGGCAUCAGACCCCCAUGAAAGAAAGCUAUCCUUUCACGUCAGCAUGAUACAAUGCCAGUUGGCAUCAGGGGAAACAUGGCGGGACAACAGCGUAAAUUAAGGGGGCGGAAGUCCAAGUAGGGCCAGCGGGACAAGUGGUGCAUGGGUCCAGCAACCACAGACUUUCACCAGGAAGGCUGGUGUUCACUUGCUGUAAGAUUGUACGGCAAAACACUGUUCUUUUUUCCCCCAAACCUAACGAUGUGCUUAUCUUGAAAAAGACAGUAUGUAAAAGUAUACAUGUCACAGGCUGAAGCUGACACGGCAUUCCAAAACAUCAACGACCGAUCCCAGCUCCUUAUAUUACGUAAUUACUGGCAGUAUUUUAAACUGAUUCCAUCAAAUGGCAUAUCAAACCAUCACAAAAGGUGGCUUUUGGUGUCUGUGUCUGAUACCAAAAUCACGAACAAAGCCACAGUAUUUGAAGUCUUUCAAAUAAGACCAGGCUGCUGAAUCCUACACGCUGGACCUUUAAUUGAUGAAAGUGACACUUUCAGUCGUGAUUAUAUUUGACAGAUGUUACAUACAAAUGUGUAUAAUACCCCUUUUUACUGAGGGUUUUCUCUGCAACUAAAACUUCCUCCUGUGCUUCUUCUUCGUCGUUGGCUUUAAGCUCCACACACCCUGGUUUUUGCAUGUUAGACACACACUUAGUGUGAGUGAUUCUGGCAAAGGAAACAGUGAGAGUAUAAACUUUUCCUCAUUUUCUCCUCCAUUCCCGAGGCUCCAAGCCCUAUUUGAGGAACCACUGGUGGCUAACACUUGGCAUGGUCACUGUUCAUAUUCUCCCUGUGACCACUUAUGAUUGAGUAAUUCAGGCCCCGUUCCCAUCUUCUCCUCUCUUGUCAGUUUUUUUCUUACAGUGACUUUUUGCCUUUUUAGAGGUUGCAAAACCUUAAUUCUCAUUGUAGGAUGAGAAAAGAGCUCACAAUUAAAACAAGCAUCAAUCAGCAUUAGCAGAGCCCAGCAGGGGCCCUUCGGCUCUGAGGAAGAGUAGCAGUGGAGCGGGGCCAACUUUCCAUUGAGCACCAUUCAUUUCAUGCAUGCACCAAAUCAGUGAAGCAGCGGGUCAGACUCAGUAAUAAGCGAUGAGUCAAAGAGAAGCUUGUCAGACUGUCGCCUCUCAGACCACUCAUCAGGAUGACUGUGUGUUGAUGUUUAACGGUCGAGGUAUUUACCGCGCGAGUAAAAAAAUGCGUGUGCCGUGACCGCUUUUGGCGCGGCUUUCCCUGCACAUCUAUCGGCCUUUAGCAAUAAAGUGUGUGGAAGCAAUUUGACUCUUGUAAACAGAAAUGAGAGGGGCGGGAUGCAGAUUUCAAAGAGCAGAGAGCAGAGACAGGGAGAGAAGGAGACAGAGGGGAGAAGGAGAGGGGGAGUUUUCCAGGAAGGAUGGAUAAGACUUGAAACGUACUGCGCCAUGUGUGCGCAUUUGGCUGCGUCUACUGUAUGACUCUGAGGCAGAUAAGCAAAGUUAGCAACUAAUUGCCCUGUAGAUUGCACUGAGGCACAGCAAAUCAAACAAUAGUAGGAGUAAUACAAAAUAAAAGAACACAAUAACAGAUGACAACACAAGAUAAGCACAAUAAAAAUAAUCAAAUGAGCAGCGUGCUGAGAUUAGAUGUCACUGAUUCAGCAGCCUCAGGUCCUCGGGCAGGGAGCUCCAGAUGGAUGGAUGACCUUCUCAAGAUCAUGUUGAGAGAAAAAGGACCUGAUUUUGGAGAUGAUUCUAAAUUGGUAGAAAGAGGCCUGGACGAUGCUUGUAAUCUGUUCUUCAAAGGAGAGGUCACUGUCUUUUGGCUGCAGGUUUGACAUUUGCAGAUCGGAGGCCAAGAUGUUUCUGAACAUGAGCUGUAACUAAGUAGGCUGUAUUUACUCGAGUAUUUUGAGAUAGGCUUAUAGCUGAAUAUUUCUAUUUUAUUUGUUCACAUCUGGCACUGCACUGUGUUUUUUAUUUUCAUGUUGAAUCUGUUUUAUUAUAAUUUUUUUAUUCUAUUCUUUUAUGUGUCUGUUGUUUCUUGUCUUAGUGUCUUCUGAUGUCUUACCUAUAAAGCACUUUGAACUGCCUCGUUGUUGAAGGGUGUCU
Molecule: messenger RNA, 6731 nt
Organism: Epinephelus fuscoguttatus (brown-marbled grouper)
Lineage: Eukaryota; Metazoa; Chordata; Actinopteri; Perciformes; Serranidae
Exons: 8
Coding region: 1714-3045 (443 amino acids)
Source: RefSeq, a predicted model, not a curated record